AGCAAAACUAGGAGGGGGUGUAGGUGUAAAUUAGUAUCUGAGGAUUCGGGGUAACAGUCAAAUAGAAAGCAAGCAGAAACACAAAGGAGACAAUAUCAAUGCUCCUCCUCACCAUCUGAAAAACCCACAAAAAUCUUAAGGCUGUUAGGGUAAAUUUCCAUGGAGGGUAUCGUAGGUGGUAAUGCUGCUUCUGCAGCUACUUUGGAUCAAUGGAGGCAGUAUUCACGGCUUUACCAGUUUUACCUUGAUAAAGCUACCCCGCAUGCAACUUAUAGGUGGAUUGGGACAGGAACGUUAGUGUUUCUCUUCAUAUUGCGUGUUUUUUACCUUCAAGGAUUCUAUAUUAUUGCCUAUGGCCUUGGGAUCUACGUGCUUAAUUUAUUGAUCGGGUUCUUGUCGCCAUUGGUUGACCCUGAAGCUGACCCGACUGAUGGUCCUAUGUUACCUACUAAAGGGUCGGAUGAGUUCAAACCCUUCAUUCGCCGUCUUCCUGAAUUUAAGUUCUGGUAUGCAAUCACAAAGGCUUUCCUUAUAUCGAUUCUGCUUACCUUCUUCUCAAUAUUCGAUAUCCCUGUGUUCUGGCCGAUACUACUUUUUUACUGGUUGAUGUUGUUCACCAUGACAAUGAAGCGCCAAAUCAUGCAUAUGAUCAAAUACAAAUACAUCCCAUUUAGCAUUGGAAAACAGAAAUACGGUGGUAAGAAUUCAUCUAGAGCAGGCGGCAGUGUUGGAGGAUCUCGAGCAGACUGAAGGCUGCUUAUGGAAAGUGGAAUUGUUAGCUUUAAAUUGUUGAUACAUUAUGGAUGUAAAACUCAUGGAGUGAUGAUGUAUUACUUGUCUCAAAUUUCUUCUCUGGUAAGAAAUUUCAACCCCAUCUCACUAAGCUGUAUGACGAGUUCUUUUACCACUAAUAUUAACUUCAGAUACGAUGGUUAAUGGCAGCGUCCCAUUUUAGUUA
Molecule: messenger RNA, 958 nt
Organism: Erigeron canadensis
Lineage: Eukaryota; Viridiplantae; Streptophyta; Magnoliopsida; Asterales; Asteraceae
Product: protein RER1A-like
Exons: 4
Coding region: 160-750 (196 amino acids)
Biological process (GO): retrograde vesicle-mediated transport, Golgi to endoplasmic reticulum; protein retention in ER lumen
Cellular component (GO): Golgi membrane
Source: RefSeq, a predicted model, not a curated record